GCUCUGAGCUGCGGGGCUGCAGGAUGGUGCGGGAGCUGAGCCGCGGGGAGGUGCGGGCUCUGAGCUGCGGGGCCGCGGGACGAUGCGGUGCGGGAGGGCAGUGUCCGCAGCCCCGGGGCGGUGCGGUCGCCGCUCGGGGCGGUGCGGUCCCCGCCGUGUCCCCGCUCGGGCGGGGCGGGCGCUGCCCGGUCCCCCCGCUCCGCCCCGCGGCGGCUCCGCAGCCUCCUGCCGCUGCUGCCGGGCCGGGGCAGCGCCGUUCUCCGCCGCCGAUGUGGGGCUGCCGCGGGCAGGGCCGGCGCUGCCGAGUAUGUAUGACCAAUUGCCCUACCCUGAUUGUCAUGGUGGGUCUCCCUGCAAGAGGAAAAACCUACAUCUCGAAGAAGCUGACGCGCUACUUAAACUGGAUUGGAGUGCCUACAAAAGAAUUUAAUGUCGGUCAGUAUCGUCGAGAUUUGGUGAAAAAGUAUAAAUCUUUUGAAUUCUUCCUGCCUGACAAUGAAGAAGGCUUGAAAAUCAGGAAACAGUGUGCCUUAGCAGCGCUGAAUGACGUCCGACAGUACCUCAGUGAAGAAAAUGGGCACGUGGCUGUCUUUGAUGCUACAAACACAACUCGAGAACGUAGAGAAACUAUUUACAAAUUUGGUGAAGAAAAUGGAUAUAAGACUUUUUUUGUUGAGUCAGUAUGUGUGGAUCCAGAAGUCAUUGCUGCAAACAUUGUGCAAGUGAAGCUGGGUAGUCCUGACUAUGUUGAUUGUAGUAAUGAUGAAGCAACAGAAGACUUCAUGAAAAGAAUAGAAUGCUACAAGAACUCCUACGAGACGCUAGAUGAAACUCUUGACAAGGAUCUUUCUUAUAUUAAAAUUAUGGAUGUUGGGAGGAGUUACCUUGUGAACAGAGUAAUGGAUCACAUCCAGAGCCGGAUUGUCUACUACCUCAUGAAUAUCCAUGUGACUCCUCGGUCAAUCUACCUCUGUCGACAUGGAGAAAGUGAACUCAAUCUGAAAGGGAGAAUAGGAGGAGAUCCAGGACUGUCUGUCCGGGGCAAAGAGUUUGCCAAAAGCUUGGCACAAUUUAUUAAUGAGCAAAACAUCAAAGAUCUGAAAGUUUGGACCAGCCAGAUGAAAAGGACGAUUCAGACUGCUGAAGCCUUGGGAGUGCCUUACGAGCAGUGGAAGGUUUUGAAUGAGAUCGAUGCAGGAGUGUGUGAAGAAAUGACAUAUGAAGAAAUACAGGAAAAUUAUCCUCUUGAAUUUGCACUGAGAGACCAAGACAAAUACAGAUACAGAUAUCCUAAAGGAGAGUCCUAUGAAGAUCUUGUUCAGAGGCUGGAGCCAGUAAUUAUGGAACUUGAAAGGCAGGAAAAUGUGCUUGUCAUAUGUCACCAGGCUGUCAUGCGCUGUUUGCUCGCAUAUUUUCUUGACAAGCCUGCAGAACAGCUGCCUUACCUGAAGUGCCCGCUGCACACUGUCUUAAAGCUAACGCCGGUGGCUUAUGGAUGUAAAGUAGAAUCUAUAUUCCUGAAUGUUGAAGCUGUAAACACGCACAGAGAUAAACCAGAGAAUGUAGACAUUUCCAGACCUCCCGAGGACGCUCUUGUAACAGUCCCUGCUCAUCAGUGACUCCUGUGUGCUGAUCAACUAUCGAACCGGGGAAUGUAGGCGUGAAUCGGUCACGAGAGGAAGCUCUGAGGACGGUCCCCAACCACCUAUAGCGGCAGCCCUCCCUUGGCGUGAGUGGGAAGCAGCAGCUCAGGUUCCGGAGAAUGGAGACGGCGUCACUGAGCGAAUCGGAACGAACGCGCCUUCCCCUUCACUUUGAGACAUUUCGAAUGUGAUUCAGCUUCUGUGGAGAAAACCUGUAGUUGUGGAUAACUCCCAGUGCCGAAAGGUAUCCGUAACAAGAUUUGCGGGAAGCAGAGUAGAUUGGGAUUAGAUUUUUCGUAUGUAAACUUGUGCAGUUUCAGUGGUUUUUAUUGUUCAUCUGUGGAUACUGCGAGGUGGUUUAUUGCCCAUGUCGGUUUUACUGUCAGAUUUUAACUAGCUUUUACUUUCUUUUUUAAGUGUUUUUCUAAGAGUUCCUCUUAUUUUUACUGUGAAUGACUGCCUAGAAUCGCCUGGAGAUUUUUUGAUCGUAGGUGGAAUUCUACAUUUUGAGCAUUGGAGGCUUCGUGUGGUGAAACUCCUUGAAACUGCAAAGCCGUUCAGCGUCUGCGUUUCAAGCUCAGCUUCUAUUUGCCAACCGCAACUUAAAUUUUUCUGAAAUGGGGGACCUUUUCCCUUGUAAAGUAAAAGCAUUCAAAUUGGAUGGAGUACCUGAAAGGUUCCCGUGUUUUAGCAAGAUUGUAGCAUUUCCUGGUGCAGCUCUCUGCUGAGGGCAGCAGAAGAGAUGGGAUUAAGUGGGGCACGUGUGAGCGUAGCGACCGGCCUGGGUAGUGAGAGAAGUCGGUCCUUUCUGCUGCGGUUACAGAGGGGAUGAGCAGCUUUUCCGAGGCUGGAAGGGAGGGGAAAAGGAUUCCAACUGCCAGGGGCUGGAGAAGCUGCGUGUCUUAUUAGUGCUGCGAUGGUGUUUUCUUAGGAAUGGAAUGUAUUUCAACAUAAAAGCAUAUGUUUCUCUUUUAUAGCGACAUUUAAUACAUGAGGAAAGAAUACGAAAGGUUAGGUGGAGUUUAACCUUUCUCACAGCUCAUGCAAGAAAAGCACCAGGUAAAUUCUAAAGUCACACCUCUCUUGGGGUUUUUGUGUUGCUUUUAAGUACCUUCCACCAUCCCAGUUCUUCACUGCUCUUUUGUACCUUGUGAAACUCUAGUGCUAAAAAUGGAAUUCUGUGUCUUGCGGCCACGACCUUUUACCUGUACGGAAUCAAUGUGCAUUUUGUGUGUGUUACCAGACAACCGCAGCGAGCUGCCAGCACCGCUGGCUCCUGCUUCUGAAAUGAGGAGAACUGGUCUUUGGUAGCCAGCUUUUUUUUCUAAGGACUUCUCUUCAAUUAUUUGAGCUUUCACCAUGUGUGGUGCUGCGGUUUCUAUUUGUUUUGUUGUUUGAGUUUUUCCGUUUCUCAAUUCCUGUGUGAAAUACGGGGCCUUUCUAAGGUAGUUUUGCAGGCAGGGGCUAAAUUCUUUUGUUUGUGCAGGGUUUGUAACAUAACAUGCUGCUGCUGUGAUUUGUUUUAAUAAGCUAAUUUCAGCAAUAUAUUUGGCUCUGGAAGUAAGCCAUACUGUACUGCUGGGUUCCGUUUCAGAAGAGGAACGCGUAGGGUACGGAACAACCAGAAACACCUGCUUCAAGCGCUGCUGUCUAAAGCUUUGUGUGCGCCAUUCAUGCAUUUAGUAACGCCCAUUUCACAUCUUUAUUAAUUCAGCUGUGUCUGUAGCUGUCAUGCAAGAAGAAAGACCACACGGUGCUGCUCGGAGAAGUUAAUUUAUUGAUGCGUAGCUAGCAAGGGCACCUUUGUGGCAGAAACGUAGUUUCCCGUCCCGGUUUGAUGUCUGUUCAGGUAGGAGAGCCCUCACUCCUCUGCUGUCCAGCCGUGACCAGGAGGGCUUAAACACUUCAAAUGGAGAAAGUCAAGAGUUUAUCUGUAGCUACGGAGGGCAAAUCUCACUGGACUGUAUUAGAAAAGCAGCGUUCUACCGGGCCCCUGUGGUAAGUCCUGAGCUCGGACGUGGUUGAAGGGAGGCUUUUCCCAGUGAGCGCUGAGCGCAGGGCCACUUCUCUCCCCUGGCAGACAGGGCCUGAGGUGUCCCCCUCACCCCUUCCUUUAUUUUACCUCUCAACUUUCAGAGGUGCUGUACAAUCCCUCAAGGCUAAAUGUUCUAUGUCCAGUAGGUAUUUUUAUAGCCUGCUUGUGAAUAUACUGUGAUGAGUGUGUGACUAAGUGGUGUUCAGUAAAAAGAACUGUAUACAAGUGUAAAUAAACUGUUAUGCUGAUACUUGAAGAGAAAAAAGAAUAUGAAGUAGUCUGUUCCGCUUCAGGGAGGUACUGAAUCACCGGCUGCAUCUGGCCCUUAAUGGGGGGCGAGAGCACGGGGAGAGAGUGGAUGGAGAUUGGAAAGGAGCAUUCGGUUCUCCCUGGGGUGUAACCGCCUUUCUGGAAAGGCUCUGUUAGGAAUUGGGGGUUACUGUCAUUGUCCAAAAGCUGCGUUUUUGUCCCCUGUCCUGACUACACCAUCACACAGAGGGGAGGUGAAACCCCUGGUCCUGACCUUGUGUACCUGUGUUUAUUCCUGCCUGUGACUGCACUCGUCAGCUCAGAUGCAGCUCUCCGGCGGGAUUCAAUCCUCUUUCCUUACAGCCUUCCUUGUAAUCUUUCAGACAA
Molecule: messenger RNA, 4314 nt
Organism: Cuculus canorus (common cuckoo)
Lineage: Eukaryota; Metazoa; Chordata; Aves; Cuculiformes; Cuculidae
Product: 6-phosphofructo-2-kinase/fructose-2,6-bisphosphatase 4
Exons: 15
Coding region: 24-1619 (531 amino acids)
Biological process (GO): fructose metabolic process; fructose 2,6-bisphosphate metabolic process
Cellular component (GO): cytosol
Molecular function (GO): 6-phosphofructo-2-kinase activity; fructose-2,6-bisphosphate 2-phosphatase activity; ATP binding
Source: RefSeq, a predicted model, not a curated record